AUGGAGAAAUGGAAGGAAAUCCCUUUAUCGAAGGAGGAAGAAGAAGGGAUAACGGUGGAGAGCGAAGAAAUAUGUGGGGAGGAAACAUUCCAACAUACCCUAGCAGGCAGUUUGUGGACGGAUAGUAGCUACAACUCAAGAGCUUUCACGAGCACAAUGAUUGGAGCGUGGAAACUUCGAAACCCCGUUGAAACACAACAACUCAGUAAAAACCUCUUUUUGUUUCGCUUUUCCACCCGGAGAGACCUUGAGAGUGUGCUGCGAAAUGGACCAUGGAGUUUUGACAGGAACAUACUGGUACUCGCGAGGGUGUCGGGAGAGGAGCAGUCGUCGGAACUUAAUAUGCAUUAUGGAGUGUUCUGGUUCAGGGUGUACCAGUUACCACUGAUGCUCAGAUCUGAAUCGAUGGCAAAGAAGCUAGGAGGAAUACUAGGAGUUUUUGAGGAGAUGGAUAUGAAGGAAGCAAACAGAAACGGGAGAUUUCUGCGAAUAAAGGUGACUAUUGAUCUGAAACUACCUUUGAAGAGAGGCAUAGUGAUUAGAUUUAAGGAUAAGAACCUCAGAGUACACUUCAAAUAUGAGAGGCUUCCUACAUUCUGUUUCAUAUGUGGCCGGCUGGGACAUCAACUGAAGGACUGUGAAGUGACGGGGGAGCUGAACGAAGAUGGUUUUGAUGACAUAGAAGAGCAGGAUCUUUUGUAUGGACAGUGGUUGCGGGCCUCUCCACUACCGACGGUUAAUGAUGAUUUCAAGAAGAAGGAUACGUCUUCAAGUUCCUGUAGCAGAAGCCUCUUCAACAACUCUUCGGGGCAGAGCAGGUGCGAGUCUAGAGGUAAGGAGAAAGAGGGUGAAGGUGAGGUGGAACAAACCAAGACCGAUGCUGCAAUGAACAACACAGGAGGACAGGUGAACAAUAUUAAUCCCACCAUUGGAGAAGGGAAUACUCUGGAGAUAGAAGAGGUGGCUUUCUCCUUGGGCGCGGUUGAUAUUUCAAAAGCCGAAAAAAUAAAGGGUGAUAUCCAGAAGGGGCCAACUGUUAAGAAAAAGAAAUGGACCAGAAGAUAA
Vicia villosa (hairy vetch) is the source of this 1065-nucleotide messenger RNA. RefSeq lists its product as uncharacterized. Gene Ontology annotation, molecular function: nucleic acid binding; zinc ion binding. The coding region runs from base 1 to 1065 and encodes 354 amino acids. The transcript has a single exon. Lineage: Eukaryota; Viridiplantae; Streptophyta; Magnoliopsida; Fabales; Fabaceae. The record is from RefSeq and is a predicted model, not a curated record.